AUGGACCCUCCACCUCCAUAUUUCCCACGAGUUCCACUCACACCUCAAGACUGCGAAACAGCCUCCAUCCACUCCGCAGCACCGUCCUACAUCAGCGAAGCCCCAACCUACACCUCUCUCCUGCCUCCCUCUCCCUCGUCGUCUCCCCGGACCGGCCUCCCUUCACCAUACGGAACGCCGGAGUCCCUUCGCAACCCUCGCACGCAAGCAAACUCCAUUCCCUCCCUCGACGUCUAUCGCGUCUCCAGCUUCCCACGCACGCACCCCUCAAACCCGACGGCCCGCCACUACCACAGCGUGGCCUCUCGUAGGGCCUCCUUACUUACCAUGCAAGAACAGUCUACCCUGCUCGCCGCCGCCUUACAUGGAGAAGACGGCAUCGAGCGCAUGAAACGGCGAAUGGAAGGAGAGGAGCGCGAGCGGGGGAUCCGGGCGAAUGAAGAUCCGGAACUCGUUGGGGAGGAGGCGGCGAAGAGGAAUCGGGAGGAGCGGGAGAAGAGGGAGGGUCGAUGGGGUGUCCUCGAGAAGGAGGAUAGGAGGUGGGAUUGGCUGUUGGCACAGAUGAGUGAUUGGGAGGAGAGGGAUAAGAGUUGGAAGAAGUUCCGGCGGGAGCUGGAGGGGGGGAAGAGGGCGAAGUUGGCGAAGAGGUUGGGGAUGGGGAGGCCUUGA
Hyaloscypha bicolor E is the source of this 669-nucleotide messenger RNA. RefSeq lists its product as uncharacterized. NCBI's taxonomy places the organism in Eukaryota, Fungi, Ascomycota, Leotiomycetes, Helotiales, Hyaloscyphaceae. The transcript has a single exon. The record is from RefSeq and is a predicted model, not a curated record. Bases 1 to 669 code for a protein of 222 amino acids.